CAGGAAAAGGAGAGAUUUUUUGGAAGUGACAUUUGAAAUUGCAUAUCGAGUUUACUUUCGAUCACAUUCGAUCAAUCGACUAUUGAUGUAAGAUAACGAGGUUAGGUUUCCGAAGUGACAGGUCCUCGGUGCGAAACUUUCGUGGAUGUUGCCAGGAUUUCAGGCGUCUUGAUUUAUCGUCUCCGUUUCUUUAACUGAAAAAUGGAAGUUAAAACGAAGAGUGAACACUUACUAGCUCUGAAAGUGAUGAGAUUGACAAGACCCACUCUAGCAAGUCCUGUAGUUGUUACGUGUGAUUCAACAGACUUGCCAGGUAACACACUGAACAAUGAACUCAAGAAUGAUUGCACAGCUUUACAGGGUAUGGAAGCACUCGCUAUAGGACAGUUUAUGGUACUGCCUCAGAGUUUCGGAAACAUAUAUUUAGGAGAAAUAUUUUCCAGUUAUCUGUGUGUACAUAAUGGUAGCAAUCAAGUUGUAAAAAACGUCACUGUAAAGGCGGAUUUACAAACGAGCACACAGAUAAUCUCCCUAUCAAGCAGUAACUUGGAAGGCAAAGAAUUGGCACCUGACAGUACAGUAGACGAAGUAAUUCACCAUGAAGUGAAGGAGAUAGGUACGCAUAUAUUGGUCUGCGAAGUGUCUUACACCUGUGCAAAUCAAGUUGGAUCUCCGCUGUCAUUUAGGAAGUACUUCAAGUUCCAAGUGGUCAAGCCACUGGACGUGAAAACCAAAUUUUAUAACGCCGAGUCAGACGAGGUGUAUCUCGAGGCACAAAUUCAGAAUCUAACGGCCGGGCCGAUCUGCUUGGAGAAAGUCGCCCUGGAGUCGUCCCAUUUAUUCAUCGUGACCACGUUAAAUACGAACGAGGAAGAGGAAUCCAUCUACGGAAGCGUGAAUCUGCUGGACACAGGCUGUAGCAGGCAAUAUCUGUAUUGUUUAAAACCACAGCUGAGCUUACUGAAAGAUCCGAAAAUGAUGCAGAAUGCCACGAAUAUCGGCAAAUUGGACAUCGUGUGGCGGAGCAAUUUAGGAGAGAGAGGAAGGUUGCAGACCAGCCAGUUGCAAAGGAUGGCACCCGAGUACGGAGAUCUAAGGGUCACCGUAAAAGACAUCCCUUUGAAGGUCUACCUCGAGGAGCCGGUUAAUUGCAAAUGUCACAUUAUAAAUACCUCAGAAAGAAGUAUGGAUCUGCUGUUGAGCUUGGAGUCGAAUGAUUCCAUAGCUUGGUGCGGGAUGUCGGAUACGACGAUAGGCACUCUGAAGCCUGGAGCUUCUAUAGACAUACCUCUCUGUUUGAUCACGCUGGACACAGGCAUCAUCACCGUCUCCGGCCUGAAACUGACGGACACAUUCCUAAAGAGAGUUUACGAGUACGACGAUUUAGUGCAGAUUUUCGUGAAUCAACUGGAUUGAAAGAUGCACGUACGUGAUAAGA
Dinoponera quadriceps is the source of this 1438-nucleotide messenger RNA. Its product is annotated as trafficking protein particle complex subunit 13. The record is from RefSeq and is a predicted model, not a curated record. The coding region runs from base 202 to 1416 and encodes 404 amino acids. Gene Ontology annotation, cellular component: TRAPPIII protein complex. The transcript is spliced from 10 exons. NCBI's taxonomy places the organism in Eukaryota, Metazoa, Arthropoda, Insecta, Hymenoptera, Formicidae.